AGAGAUCCGUCAGCGCGAGGAGCCCGAGUGGCCGCCAUUACUGAGCCCAGCGCGACGGCGGGCGCGGGGGAAGGGGGGAGGGUCGGGGCUGCCGCUGCCGGCGAGCGGGCGGGUGACCGGGCAGCGCGAGCCGCGGGGCUCGGGCUUUCGGGGCGUGUGUGUCGGCGAGGGCGCGGGGAGCGCGCCGGCCGCGAGAGGCGAGCCGAGAGUGGAGGAGGCGGCGGCGGCGGGAGCGCUCCCCAGGAAUGUCGCUGCCGCCGCCACCGCCGCGGCCGCUGCCGUUGAGGAGGCGACGGAGGAGACCGGCGUUGUUAGGAAGAUGAUCCAUAUGAUCUCGAAGAAGACCUUUCUUUGGCAAUGAGGGAACUACAAAGAACCAAAUAUAAUUCUGAAAUUCAGGAUCUGUAUUUUGAGAUGGUUUUAUUUUCAGAAUGAAAAGUAUAUAUGGUUAUCUUUAUGAAUGUAAAGACAUGAGAAAAGAGUUAUGAUGGCAAAAAACAAAGAGCCUCGACCCCCAUCUUAUACUGUCAGUGUAGUUGGACUCUCUGGGACUGAAAAAGACAAAGGAAACUGUGGAGUUGGAAAAUCUUGUUUGUGCAAUAGAUUUGUACGUUCAAAAGCAGAUGAAUAUUAUCCAGAGCAUACUUCUGUGCUUAGCACCAUUGACUUUGGAGGCCGAGUAGUAAACAAUGAUCACUUUUUAUACUGGGGUGACAUAACACAAAAUGGUGAAGAUGGUGUAGAAUGCAAAAUUCAUGUCAUUGAACAAACAGAGUUCAUUGAUGACCAGACUUUCUUGCCUCAUCGAAGUACAAAUUUGCAACCAUAUAUAAAACGUGCAGCUGCCUCAAAAUUGCAGUCAGCAGAAAAACUAAUGUACAUUUGUACCGAUCAGCUAGGCUUGGAGCAAGACUUUGAACAGAAGCAAAUGCCUGAAGGGAAACUCAAUGUAGAUGGAUUUUUAUUGUGUAUUGAUGUGAGUCAAGGAUGUAAUAGGAAGUUUGAUGAUCAACUUAAAUUUGUGAAUAACCUUUUUGUCCAGCUAUCAAAAUCCAAAAAGCCUGUGAUAAUAGCAGCAACUAAAUGUGAUGAAUGUGUGGAUCAUUACCUUAGAGAAGUUCAAGCCUUUGCCUCAAACAAAAAGAAUCUUCUAGUAGUGGAAACAUCAGCACGAUUUAAUGUCAACAUUGAGACAUGUUUCACUGCUUUGGUACAAAUGUUGGAUAAAACUCGUGGCAAACCUAAAAUUAUUCCCUAUCUGGAUGCUUAUAAAACACAGAGACAACUUGUUGUCACAGCAACAGACAAGUUUGAAAAACUUGUACAGACUGUGAGAGAUUAUCAUGCAACUUGGAAAACUGUUAGUAAUAAAUUAAAAAAUCAUCCUGAUUAUGAAGAAUAUAUCAACUUAGAGGGAACAAGAAAGGCCAGAAAUACAUUCUCAAAGCAUAUAGAGCAACUCAAACAGGAACAUAUAAGAAAAAGGAGAGAAGAAUAUAUAAGUACCUUACCAAGGGCUUUUAAUACUCUCUUGCCAGAUCUAGAAGAGAUUGAACAUUUGAAUUGGUUGGAAGCUUUGAAGUUAAUGGAAAAGAGAGCAGAUUUCCAGUUAUGUUUUGUGGUGCUAGAAAAAACACCUUGGGAUGAAACUGACCAUAUAGACAAAAUUAAUGAUAGACGGAUCCCAUUCGACCUUCUGAGCACUUUAGAAGCAGAAAAAGUCUAUCAAAACCAUGUACAACAUCUGAUAUCAGAGAAAAGAAGAAUAGAAAUGAAGGAGAAAUUCAAGAAGACUUUAGAAAAAAUUCAGUUCAUUUCACCUGGGCAGCCAUGGGAGGAAGUUAUGUGUUUUGUCAUGGAGGAUGAAGCAUUCAAAUACAUCACUGAGGCUGAUAGCAAAGAAGUAUAUGGUAGGCAUCAGCGAGAGAUAGUAGAAAAAGCCAAAGAAGAGUUUCAGGAAAUGCUUUUUGAGCAUUCUGAACUUUUUUAUGAUUUAGAUCUUAAUGCAACACCAAGUUCUGAUAAAAUGAGUGAAAUUCAUACCGUUCUAAGUGAAGAACCUAGAUAUAAAGCUUUACAGAAACUUGCACCUGAUAGAGAAUCUCUUCUACUUAAGCAUAUAGGAUUUGUUUAUCAUCCCACUAAAGAAACAUGCCUCAGUGGCCAAUAUUGUACAGACAUUAAAGUGGAAAAUUUACUUGCCACUAGUCUAUUAGAGAUGGAUCAUAACCGCGUACGCUUGUAUCAUGAUAGUACCAAUAUAGACAAAGUUAAUCUUUUCAUUUUAGGGAAAGAUGGCCUUGCCCAGGAACUAGCAAAUGAGAUAAGGACUCAAUCCACUGAUGAUGAGUAUGCCUUAGAUGGAAAAAUUUAUGAACUUGAUCUUCGGCCUGUUGAUGCCAAAUCGCCUUACAUUUUGAGUCAGCUAUGGACUGCAGCCUUUAAACCACAUGGGUGCUUCUGUGUAUUCAAUUCCAUCGAGUCACUGAGUUUUAUUGGAGAAUUUAUUGGAAAAAUAAGAACCGAAGCAUCUCAGAUCAGAAAAGAUAAAUAUAUGACUAAUCUUCCAUUUACAUUAAUUCUUGCUAAUCAGAGGGAUUCCAUUAGUAAAAAUCUACCAAUUCUCAGGCACCAGGGUCAGCAGUUGGCCAACAAAUUGCAGUGUCCUUUUGUAGACGUACCUACUGGUACAUAUCCUCGUAAAUUUAAUGAAUCACAAAUAAAGCAAGCUCUAAGAGGAGUAUUGGAAUCAGUUAAACACAAUUUAGAUGUGGUGAGCCCAGUUCCUAUCAAUAAGGAUGUGUCAGAAGCUGACUUGAGAAUUGUCAUGUGUGCCAUGUGUGGCGAUCCAUUUAGUGUGGAUCUCAUUCUUUCACCUUUCCUUGACUCUCAUUCUUGCAGUGCUGCUCAAGCUGGACAGAAUAAUUCUUUAAUGCUUGACAAAAUUAUUGGUGAAAAAAGGAGGCGAAUACAGAUCACAAUAUUGUCAUACCACUCCUCAAUUGGAGUAAGAAAAGAUGAACUGGUUCAUGGGUAUAUAUUAGUUUAUUCUGCAAAAAGGAAAGCAUCAAUGGGAAUGCUUCGUGCAUUUCUAUCAGAAGUUCAAGAUACUAUUCCUGUACAACUGGUGGCAGUUACUGACAGUCAAGCUGAUUUCUUUGAAAAUGAGGCUAUCAAGGAGUUAAUGACUGAAGGAGAACACAUUGCAACUGAGAUAACCGCUAAAUUUACAGCAUUAUAUUCUUUAUCUCAGUAUCAUAGGCAAACUGAGGUUUUCACUUUGUUUUUCAGUGAUGUUCUAGAGAAAAAAAAUAUGAUAGAAAAUUCCUAUUUGUCUGAUAAUACAAGGGAAUCCACUCAUCAGAGUGAAGAUGUUUUUCUACCGUCUCCAAGAGACUGUUUUCCCUAUAACAACUACCCUGAUUCAGAUGAUGACACAGAAGCACCACCUCCAUAUAGUCCAAUUGGAGAUGAUGUACAGUUGCUUCCAACACCUAGUGACCGUUCCAGAUACAGGUUAGAUUUGGAAGGAAAUGAGUAUCCUGUUCAUAGCACUCCAAAUUGUCACGAUCAUGAACGUAACCAUAAAGUGCCUCCACCUAUUAAACCUAAACCAGUUGUACCUAAAACAAAUGUGAAAAAACUGGAUCCAAACCUUUUAAAAACAAUUGAAGCUGGUAUUGGUAAAAAUCCAAGAAAACAGACUUCCCGGGUGCCUUUGGCACAUCCUGAAGAUAUGGAUUCUUCAGAUAACUAUGUGGAACCCCUUGACACAAUUUUCAAGCAGAAGGGCUAUUCUGAUGAGAUUUAUGUUGUCCCAGAUGAUAGUCAGAAUCGAAUUAUUAAAAUUCGAAACUCAUUUGUAAAUAACACUCAAGGAGAUGAAGAAAAUGGGUUUUCUGAUAGAACCUCAAAAGGUCAUGGAGAGCGUAGGCCUUCAAAAUAUAAAUAUAAAUCUAAAACUUUGUUUAGUAAAGCCAAGUCAUACUACAGAAGAACACACUCAGAUGCAAGCGAUGAUGAGGCUUUCACUACUUCCAAAACAAAAAGAAAAGGAAGACAUCGUGGAAGUGAAGAAGAUCCACUACUGUCUCCUGUUGAAACUUGGAAAGGUGGUAUUGAUAAUCCUGCAAUCACAUCUGACCAGGAGGUAGAUGAUAAGAAGAUAAAGAAGAAAACCCACAAAGUAAAGGAAGAUAAAAAGCAGAAAAAGAAAACUAAGACCUUCAACCCACCAACACGUAGAAAUUGGGAAAGUAAUUACUUUGGGAUGCCCCUCCAGGAUCUGGUUACAGCUGAGAAGCCUAUACCACUAUUUGUUGAAAAAUGUGUGGAAUUUAUUGAAGACACAGGAUUAUGUACUGAAGGACUAUACCGUGUUAGUGGAAAUAAAACUGAUCAAGACAACAUUCAAAAGCAGUUUGAUCAAGAUCAUAAUAUCAAUCUAGCAUCAAUGGAAGUGACAGUCAAUGCUGUAGCUGGAGCUCUCAAAGCUUUCUUUGCUGACCUGCCGGAUCCUUUGAUUCCAUAUUCACUCCACCCAGAGCUAUUGGAAGCAGCAAAAAUCCCAGAUAAAACAGAGCGCUUUCAUGCCUUGAAAGAAAUUGUUAAGAAAUUUCAUCCUGUAAACUAUGAUGUAUUCAGAUAUGUGAUAACACAUCUAAACAGGGUUAGUCAGCAAAAUAAAAUCAACCUAAUGACAGCAGACAACUUAUCCAUCUGUUUUUGGCCAACUUUGAUGAGACCUGAUUUUGAAAAUCGAGAGUUUCUGUCUACCACUAAAAUCCAUCAAUCUGUCGUUGAAACAUUUAUUCAACAGUGCCAGUUUUUCUUUUACAAUGGAGAAAUUGUAGAAACUGCGAACACUGUGGCUCCUCCACCUACUUCAAAUCCAGGACAAUUGGUAGAAUCAAUGGUACCACUUCAGUUGCCACCACCAUUGCAACCUCAGCUAAUUCAACCACAAUUGCAGACAGAUCCUCUUGGUAUUAUAUAAAUAGAAUGUGAUUGCAGAUGGCCUGAAAUUGGACAAAAACAAAUCUAGACAUGCAUGUUUCAGGGGUUAGUAGUAUAUUUCAUGUUUCAUACAGAUAAUCCACAUCAAAAUAAUGAGACAUUUUCUCUUUGAACUAUAUGGUAUUCCCUAUUCAGUUACAUUAUGAAUCUAAAAACAUGUGGUAAGCAUGACUGGAGAGGUUUAAUUUUUAUAAACAAAAAAAAAUAGUUAUAAAAAUGCAAAGCUGCUGCUGCAUGCAACCUUAUUGCAAUCAGUAUAUCAUUCCCGUGGCAAUUUCUGUCACAGUAUAUUGUGAAUACAGUUUUUCUAUAGAAAUUAAAUGAUUUAAAAACUCAUAUAUGAAAUGUUUAAUGCUUUCAGCCUGCUUUAUGGCUGGUUUUGUUAUUUGAUUGCUAAUUUGGGGACCUAAUUCCAGCAGUCUGUAUAGAUAACUAAAGCCCAGUUAAGUAUUUUUUAAUUUCCAGUUACUAUGCCAUGCUUGGGAUGUUUGAAAGAAAGAAAGGAAAAUACAUGUAACAUAUUUCACAUUUCUGCACCUUCAUCUUCUAAGUAAAUUUGUGGAUGAUUUGAUGAGGAGAGAGUGAACCUGUUUCUUUUACUCACGUACCAAGGACACACUUGUGGUUAAAGUGAGUUGAUAAUGUGAUGUAAAGAAUAGUUGUCACCAACUCAUUUCUUUAUUAUCUAUAAUGAAAGAUACAUUUUGUAUACACAGUUAAUUCUGUAAACAGAUGCAUGUUCAAAAGAUCUAUGAUGGUCUUGUAAUCUUAAUCUAAUAUAUUUUAGAUAUUUUAAUUUUUCCCUCUUGGGGAAUACACUUAGUAUAGUGUAGAAAAAUACUUCAUGACAUUUUCAUAUAAGGUUAUAUAACUUUUCAUACAUAAACAUGAAGUUUGUUGUAGAAAGUUCUUUAAACCAAACAUUUAAUCUAGGAUUUCAAUUUAAUCUGUUCCUUGAAUCUAUUUUUAUGUGGCCCUUGAGAAUAUAUCCCAAAAAAUUCCAUUGCUAAUACAGCAAUAAAAAUACUUUGGGUACUGACAGACUCCUUGGAGUAUGUAUAUAUAAAAUAACAAACUUGUAUUCAUAUUCUUUCAGUGAUGUGUUGUUCUACAAUCCAGAAUGGCUUUUGCACCAUUUUUUAAACCAGUUUUCCCCCCUUUGCCGUUGGUACCAGAGUUGCUAUAAAUGACUGCUGCUUUAAGGGUUAAAUAUUUUGUUAGUGAAGAUACAACCAGAACACUAAAUUAUGAUAAAACUUUCUGACUGAGUGAUAGGUAAAUUUAGUUGGGCUAUAUUCAAAAUUAUUUUAUUAUCAAACCCAUACCAUUUGUUUUACUGGAAAAGGAAAAGUGGUUUGCUUUUUACUGCUGGAUCAUAUUUUGUGUAGUAAAGAAAUUCUUUGGUCAAUGUUGUAAUCUUUAUAUUUCAAUUUUAAGGUUUCCUUAUCUGUAUUAUAGUAAAUUCAUGAUUUUGAGAUUCAAGGCUCCUAAGAGUUUGAUUUGCUCCAUUUUGUCUUAAAAUAUUCUUUCUCAAUUGUUAUAUCUUAGGUAUUGUACUUCCAAUUUCAACAAAGAUGUCAACAUGAACCAGGCUACUGUUUAAGUACAUGUAUAUUAUAAAUUAUCUUGUGUUAUUAUCUUUUCUAAGAGAACAAAGUCCCUAUUAUUCCUAUUGCAAAGCACACAGGAAUUUAAGAAAGUACAGUAAUUUUUAAAAAAAAAAAUAUCCGGUAAAUGUAGUAUUCUUACUUGUUCUAUAUUACUUAUACCUAUUGUCUAUAUAGCUUUAAUUUAUAGCUGUCAGUUUAACAUUGGCAUGUCUGGCAAAGAAAAUUAAACUUUAAGAGUUUUAUAAACUGUUUCUAGGUUGCUAAAGAAUUUAUUUUUCUACGAUAAAUGGUAUAGACAAAGCAUCAACUAUGUACAGGAUAAAAGCCUGACUAUUUCUAUUGAAAGUAGGCUUACAAGAGAAUUUUCAGAACUGUUCAUAUCUUUGGUUCAUUCUGUCCUAACUUUACAAUUGUAAUAUGUGAGUCCCAGUUUAUUUAAGCUAUUAUCUUUUAUAAUGUGUUAAUUUAACAUUCAUUUACAUUUAAAACUAUUUUUGUUAUUAAAAUUAGCAUUUAUAAGUUUCCACAUUAACCACCUUACACCUCUUCCAAAACUGAUAUUACUUUUCUAUGCAUUCUAUCAUUGAUUUGACACACUACAUAGUGAAUCACUUAAAUAUUCUACAUCUGGUUCAUUUUACUACUAGGUUACAGAUAUUGAAAAUUAAAGUAUGGUUUAAAGCUCAGUCUGUUACACUGACUUGUGUUUGUUUUUGGCCAAGGGUAUAGGUAUGUUUUUAAACAUUAGAACAGUAAAUCUAAGAAGUGAAUAACAUAAUUAAAUCAUUUGUUGCUUGUAAGUUAUUGCACUGUUUAGGGACACACACGUACACACAUGUGUAUAUAGAUUUAAUGGGUUUAAAGAAUAGUAGAUAGUCUUAAAAUAAUGGGUCAACAUUUGACAUUCACAAUAUUUAAAAAGUCCAUCUAUACACAUUGCCGUUGUUUCACUUACAAUUCAGUGCUUUUUAUUCCAAAAUCAGUCUCGACAGUGUUUAGAUAAUAUAAAGAAGAAUAGAGGGGUCUCUGUUUCAGGCUUUUAGUAGAUAUUUUUAGGAGUCAAAUUCUAUUUGUUAUGUACUUGCCAAGGAAUACAUAUAUCUUAACAAAAUUCCAGGUGCAAUUUAUGUGUUUAAAGUGAUAUUUUUAGUAGUACUUCCCUCCCCUCCCCGGCCCCUGCCCCUUAACACAGGGUAAAUACUGUAGGUAACAGCAAUCUAACUUACCCCAAAAAAGCAGACCUUUUUUUUUUUCUAUACUGUAUGUAAAUAUUAAAGACAUUAUGGUCGGCUGGUUGGUUGGUUGGUUGGUUGGUUGAUUUGGUUUAGUUGGGUAUUUUUUGUUUUCGUUUGUUUUUUGUUUUUGUGGUACUGAAAUCUACUUUCUAAUAUCUCUUAGAUAUAAACAAAGGGGACAUUUGAAAUGAAGUCUUAGGCUUUAACUUCCGUGAUUAUUUUUAGUUUAUUAUAGAGUAAUAAUUGGGAUGCUAUUUGUCAGUGACUUUAAAAUGUCAAAAGUGGUUUGUUUCUUUUUAUAGUUAAUAUAAUUUUAUGCUUUAUCCAGACGCUGCUGCCAUUAUCAGUAAAGCUGCUGAAUGCUGAAUGCUUUGCAUAACACAUUAAGAAGCAGUGCGAUUUUAAAUUAAAGUUGCCUAUAUUUACCAUGUUGUUGGUAAAAAUUAGCUAAUCUUAGGUAAAGUAGGAACAUUUAAAUUUUUAUAUUAAUAUAAUUAAGAUUGUACUGGAUGACUUUGUUAUUGAACUUUCCUUAUACAAUGAAAGGAAAUGAAAAACUCAUUGUGAAUAUAAGCUUUUAAAACUAGGGCCUGAGGGUGUGUAGCUCAGUUGGUAGAGUGUUUGCGUAGGUUCCACAAAGCCUUGGAGUCAGCCCUCACCCAGCACUACAUAAACCAAGCCUGUUGGCACCUAUCUAUAAUCCUAGCAUAUAGGAGAUAGAGGCAGAAAAAUCAAAAGUUCAGAAUCGUCCUUGACUACAUAGUUUGAGCAUAGCCUGCAACACAUUAGAACCUACCUUUUAAAAAGGUUUAAAAAUAGGAAAACAAAAUAAAAUGUACAAAUUAAACAAUUGUAUGUGAAUUUGGAUUUUGAGAGAAAUUCUUUCAAACCACUAGAAAUGUUUUUAAAAUAUUAGAGCAGAGCUAUCAAUGUUGGAAAAUAAUGUUUCUGCUUUUUCUUCAUGGCUUGAAAAUAAGAUAAGCCCAACUUUAUGACUAUCUGCUGUCAUCUAUGGAUCUGGUGAGUUCUCUUUGAGUUAAAUACCUAUGCAUAUCUUGGAUUUGAAUUCUUAGGCUUUUCCAGUUACCAAAAACCCGUAAGUAAUAUUUAAUUAAGGAGGAUACCAUUCUUCAAAGUACACCAAACCAUUUUUUAUUAUAGGAUCUGUUUGGUUUUAACAUAUAUUCUUAAAUUCAGUGAUUUGCUGUGAUACAGGUACCCUAGUUUUUAUAAAACAGUUAAAAUAUAAUUUUAAUGAACUUGGAGAAAUAUUAGUUGACUCAUCAUCAUCCUAUAUAUGAGAGGAUAUCAUAGACACAAUUAUUCCUUUUCCUGGAGGAUGGAGAAAAGGGGAAUCACAGGAUUUCAUAUUCUCAUCUUAGUUGAAUGGUGAGAAAUUAGUUUUUAUGAAAAUUUUAGAAGUAGCCAAAUUGAUUUUGGAAAACCAGUGAAUGACAGAGGAAGUUAACAUUUUUUAUAUUUAGUAUUACAGUGUUGACAUUUCUUGCUUACCAGUUGUUAGAACUGUUAAAAUUUGCAAAUAUAUAUUUGUGUGUUUAUAUAUACAUGCCUAAUAUACAUCUGUAAGUAGCUGUCAAAGAAUUUGUGGUUGAAAAACCAAACUUGUUAAUCACCAUAGUGCAGAUUUUAUUUUUGGUUUCUUGAAUUGGUAAAGUCACCAUGAGUAAUUUAGUAAUGGACUCUCCUAACAUAACAUGUUUUCAAAUUUAUAUUGUUUUUUUCUUCAACAUAAGCAAUACAGAUUUACCAACUGA
This is a messenger RNA of Mus musculus (house mouse), 9636 nucleotides long. It is a transcript of the gene Arhgap5, whose product is annotated as Rho GTPase activating protein 5. The record is from RefSeq and is marked validated. The transcript has 7 exons. Lineage: Eukaryota; Metazoa; Chordata; Mammalia; Rodentia; Muridae. Gene Ontology annotation, cellular component: plasma membrane; cytoplasm; cytosol. Bases 485 to 4996 code for a protein of 1503 amino acids. Gene Ontology annotation, molecular function: SH2 domain binding. Gene Ontology annotation, biological process: mammary gland development; signal transduction; gland development.